This is a messenger RNA of Odontomachus brunneus, 8943 nucleotides long. RefSeq lists its product as uncharacterized. The record is from RefSeq and is a predicted model, not a curated record. The transcript has 6 exons. NCBI's taxonomy places the organism in Eukaryota, Metazoa, Arthropoda, Insecta, Hymenoptera, Formicidae. Bases 652 to 2832 code for a protein of 726 amino acids.
GUCCCCUCCGGCAGACGUCUUCGGUCGCUCGAGGAAGAGGCAUACGCGCGGCCAGGUGUACACAGUGCCUAAGAGCCAGUCGGCCGACAUAGUUAUAUCCCCUGAGCGCGCCGGCCGCGACUCUCGCAUUACCAUCGCGAAUCGGUGCGUCGUGUGAUUUCGUUGUGGUUAAACGCCGUGCGCGCGAUAAACAAAUCGGUCUCUACCUUCUUCGCUGUCGUCGUCGUCGUCGUCGUCGUCGUCGUCGUCGUCGUCGUUGUCUUCUUCCUCCUCCUGCUCUACGGCACCACAGUCGCACCACCGCGAUCGGAGGUUGGCCCACGUUUGUGUGUACCGUUUCAAGCAUUGUGCGCUAACGGCCGUUCUUGAGAGCGCGCGCGCUCGCUCAUACCGGCGAUCCCGUGAGAAAGGUGCCCGUGGAAUUCGCCUUCGCGCGCUUGGCGCAACAGUGCGGGAUAAAGCGCCGCCGAAUUGCAGCGCGCGCAAUAUCGCGCCAACGGCAGAUCGCGCGCCGGCGAAUCGCGAUUCCUACAAAAUUCGACGUCGAUACAUAUACAUACGUAUACAUCGCUCGGCUGCUGCGCACAGAUCAUAGACGCGUUUAGUGCGACGUUUAGUGCGACCUGAGCAUUUGAACGAGACAGUACUACGAUGACGAGACCGUACGACCGUCGACAGCUGCUCGCGAUACUCCUGCUGCUGCAAACCGCCUCGAGAUACGACUACGCGGUUCACGCGGUUUCCGCGGAAUCGACGCACGCGGUCGACCUGUCGCCGUCGUCCGCGGUACCGUCCGGCCUCUCCGGGCCGGAUUACACCGGCCCAUCCGCGGGUUCGGACGAGUGCGAUCCCGAGAUGGUUGGCUUCGAGCUGGUAACCGGCUACGUGUACACCGCGCCCACAAACAUGCUCGAGUCCAUACCGGGCACGUUGAUGCUCACCGACUGCCUGGAGACCUGUCAGGCAAACGACUCCUGCCAGGCGGUCAACUACGAGACGGGCCUUUGCGUCCUAUUCAGCUCUAACGCCGACAGCAAUCCAGGCGCGCUGUCGCAGUCCCAGUUUCCCGUGUUCACGAUCUACGCCCAGAAGAGCUGCCUGGCGGUGAAGCCCUGCGAGCGCGCUUGGUGCAUCGAUAGAGUGCAGGGACACCGCCUUCAGGGUCACGCACGCAGGACCAUGACCGCCUCCUCGCGGCAGCACUGCCUCGAGCUCUGCCUCGGCGAGCGAGACUUCCUGUGCCGAUCCGCUAAUUACGCUAAUGCCACUAAGCAAUGCGAACUUUCGGACAUGGAUCGGCUGACAGUCGCCGGCUCGAGCGCCUUUCAGACGGCGAAGGGGGUGGAUUAUCUGGAGAACCAUUGCGUGGAGGAGCCGGUGAAACUUUGCGAAUUCAAGAAGCUGGCCGGCCGCAUCCUCAAGACCGUGGACUCCGUUUACCAGGACGUCGGCACGUCCGACGAGUGCCGCGAAUUGUGCUUGAACUCGCCGUUCCGUUGCCAUUCGUACGAUUACGGCGAUACGGGCGACAUGGUCUGCCGUCUCAGCCAUCACUCCCGUGCCACCCUCUCGGACAUUCAGGAACCCUAUCUCGAUGUACCGGAAGCGUCCACGUACGAGCUGAGCUCCUGCUACAACGUGACCAUCGACUGUCGCGCCGGCGAUAUGGUGACUCGGAUUCAGACUAGCAAGCUCUUCUACGGCAAGGUAUACGCCAAGGGCUCGCCCAACUCGUGCGUGCAGGACGUGAAGGGCGCGCUCGAGUUCGAGCUGCGUAUGGCUUACGACGAUCUUGAGUGCAACAUCAGGCAGCAAGGUCUCGGCCGUUACCUCAACGACGUGGUGAUCCAGCACCACGACACCAUCGUCACCAGUUCCGAUCUGGGAUUGGCCGUGACCUGCCAAUACGAUCUCACAAACAAGACCGUCUCCAACGAGGUCGACCUCGGCGUACACGGCGACAUCACGCCCGCCCUCUCUGAGGAGGUGAUCGUCGACUCGCCCAACGUCGCCAUGAAAAUCACCGAUCGUAGCGGCAACGAGGCGAUUCCCUCGGCCGAGGUCGGCGACCCCUUGGCGCUCAAAUUCGAGAUACUCGAUCCCAACAGCCCAUACGAGAUCUUUGUCCGCGAGCUGGUCGCCAUGGACGGCGUGGACUCCAGCGAGAUCGUCUUGAUCGACUCCGACGGCUGCCCUACUGAUCACGUAAUCAUGGGACCGCUCUACAAAUCGGCCACUACCGGCAAGAUACUGCUGUCGCACUUCGACGCUUUCAAGUUCCCGAGUUCGGAAGUGGUGCAGUUCCGCGCCCUGGUGACUCCGUGCAUGCCGACCUGCGAACCCGUUCAAUGCGAUCAGGAGGAAACGACUGGCGAGUUACGCUCGGUCAUCUCCUACGGCAGACGCCGUCGUCGCCGUCGCUCCACCGCCGCCGCCACUGCCGCCGCCACCACCACCCAGAGUCGCGAGGAUCUCCUCCUGGUGCAAUCGAUCCAGAUCACGGACAAGUUCGGAUUCGAACGUGACGGUAAGUUACCGAACGCCACCUCCGCGACGAGGGACACCGUUUUCAUCGAGAGCGAGGACAUAUCGUCGUCGAUGGGCAUGUGCAUCAACCUGGGUGAGGCGAUCGUGGCAGGCACCGUCUUCCUCGUCGCUCAGAUCGCCAUCAUAGCGGCGUGGACCUUCACCUGGCAGCGGCGCCGACAGAUGCUCAAGCAUCAGGAGGCGCUCUCGGUCUCCGUGUCUGUGCCCGGAAUGCACUCCGUGCCGGGACGCACCGACAGUCUCUGUAAGUUGUACGACGCCGGAUAUUCCGCGCGCCGUUUCUGAACGACUUCUCACCACCAUCCGCCCGCCACAUCCGCUCGCCUACCCGCGACACAUCGUCAAUCUCGUCUUCCUGCGUAAAUCGCUGUCUUACGAAUCUUCGGCUGACUACACACGGACGUGAGUUCUCUCAAACGCGCGGUCCCACCUGCCCCAUCUGGGGGAGGAAAGGGUCGCGUGUGUGACGGUUUCUUUUUUUUUUUUCGAUACACACAGCGGACAAAACGCUUCUUCUCACGGAAUCUUUCCCCGGAAUUCGGGACGGACGCUGCGCUACUUCGUAUAUAUCAAACUUCGACGUGCGUUGUAGCGCGUUGCGACUUGGUCCCAGCCAAUAUAUACGUAGCGCUUUCAGCGAAAGAAGCCCUUUGCCACCCACGCUUACCCGCUGUAACCCAUGGGUGGAAGCUUUCACUAGGCGUUCUGCGAAUUCCAGUUAGAUUCGGCUAGAUGGGCAGAUCGCGCGCACCUCGCCUCGCCUUGUCGGGCGGCGGUGACUCGAAUAGAGAGAAAGCAAUCGUCUCGAUCGAGGAGACGAGGUGGGUAAACGACCGCUCCCUUCUGCCUAUCUAGACGAAAGUGUAUCCGCAUCACACUUGUAUUAGGUGCUAUCACGUACUUAUCCUCUUUCUCUUGUGAAACUUCAUUUUCUCUCGCAGCUGGGACCGUUAAGGGAAACCGAUCGAUUUCGCGAUAUCGCUUCAAGCUUCGACAUUUGCUUUUGGGGGCGCGAGCGCGCCCUCAUCUUGCCGUCCCUCGCGAAGGGAGUCUCUCGCGCGCAAUUACAUACUCGCGUAUGCACACGUGCUAAUAAUGCCGCUGGAUCACUGAACAGAAUAAUUAGGCACAAUUGCGCUUGAUUACCCCGCCACAUCUGUCGCUUAUUGAGGCACAAAUACCGGUGUGUUUCCCGAUCGGCAUUUCUACCCCCAAGGUCGGCGCAACGAAUCGUACCGAAUGUAUCAUCAAUCUCGUCUUUCUGUCUCUCAGGCGGUCGGUUAUUUCGUGGAAGGAGCAAGACUGCAAUUACGAUCCGUACCGGCAACCUUUAAUUAACGUGACGUUCAGUGUCCAAGCGGCCUUCGUGCGUGUGCGUACUCCCGUUCAACGAAAGUCGAAGUCGUCUUAAAGAGACGUUCCUUUGAGGCAGAUCAAAAGGGCACGAUUAAAAAAAAAGAGAGAAAGAAAAGAAAGAGAAAAAAGAAAGAAGGAAGAGAGAAACCUCGGGGAUCUUCCAUCUCGCGGACGCGCGUUCUUUCUCUCGCGUGAUAUCACGUCGAUACUUAAUCCGUAUCUGAUCGGGGAACGCAUACCGAGAAUCACACGGUUUCGCCGUGGAUAAAUCGAUUUCCUAUUCUGUUUCGGAAUAAUAGCGCGUAUCUCGGCAUACCUCUUCCGGCGAUAAGUAGUCGAUAAUGUAACGGCGCAAAAAUCAUCGCCGUGCGCAAAAGAGAGUAAUCGAUUCCGCGCGAGUUCGGUCGGUUUCUUGCGAGAGUGCGCGAGCGUGCACCGUCUUGUCGUGCCGGCCGUCCAUACUCUCUCCGUUUUGUCCCCGCCGUCGCCUCCGAGCGCUUUUGCUUCUUUUCGAGACGACGCGAGGUGACGUGGGGGACUCGUCUCAGCGCGGUGUGGCUCCGCUGGUGAUGGAGGUUGACGUGCAUUCGCCACGUCGGGAUGGGCUACCAGGCAUGGACUCUAAUUAGCAAUGGGAAUUGGGCAUGAUUAUGCAGAUGUUCGGAGUGGGAUAUCAACGAUGGUCGGUAGCGCGGUGAAGGGAUGGGUGAAUACAGAGAUAGGUAGCACGAGGCAUAGAGUGGAGCUAAGCGCGGGGAUGAAAGAGGGAGAAGAGAUUGAGACGGAACGAGAAACGGUGGUAGGACCACAACGUGUGGUGGUGAGCUCGGGGCGAAGAGGGGGACGGCAGAAGAGGUACGCGCGCAAAAGGGGUUGGCGGAAGGUUAAUUGCCUCUUGUGGCGUCUCGGGGUUAAGCUAAGCUUCUGAAGGGGGGGUAGCGCGCUUGAUGGGGUUGAGUCUAGCUUCGGGAGCGGAGGGGUUGCGCGAGGAGAAGCGCGGGAGGGAGAGGGAGUGGGUUGGGGUGGCGUAGGAUCGCAUCAAGGAUAGCCAUCUCUCCACACCGGAGCCACGUAACCUCGACCCCCUUCCGACUUAACCUUAGUCGUGUCCCUUAUCCUCAGCCAUCCCGUGGUGACCAGGUUAAUUUACAUCGCGACACGUGAGCUUAUCAAUCUGGAUUGGCGUGCUCGACACGGAAGAGGCCGCGUAACAGCCGAUUAAAGAAAAACUUGGCGCUACUUCGUUACGUAAGCGACAAAACACCGCGCUCCAUCGGUCCGCGAUCUCACGGGUAUCUCGGGGAAAUCCUGAAGAACAAAAUCGAUAAUGUCAAACACAGAAAAUUCCAGAACAUUCGUUCAACAACUGUCGCGUCGCUGCGCCGCGAGAUCUUUAUUCGUGUAGACCGCGCAUAAAACGUAUUUGCGGAUUUAUCGGCGAGUUGAAUAAUAAAAGAAAAAUCGCGACAUCUGUCUUCAAAGUAUUCUGCAAUUGACGCAAUUAACGCGCGAGAAUAACAAUUCCUGGAUGAUCGUUCAGACGUGUUCCAGCGUACGCGAAAUGUUUACAUGUGACCGAAUAUCGUCUGAUGUAAUAAUCACGCGAUCGAGCUUGACUGAAUUUCGUCGUGUCCAAAUUCGUGUUCGCCUUCGGAGUACAUGAAGCGGAAGAAAGCGAUAGACAAAGACUUAGAUAUUGGCGAAUGCCGCGCGUGUAAUACACCGCGGCACGGAGAAAUACAAAUCGGUUAACUGUGCCAGUGGUGCUUUAUCGAUUUCCCGAGGCACACAGGAGCUGACGUGCAGAGAGAUCGGAUUAAUUGAGAAACUUGAGGAUUAAAAUACACUCGUUAAGACAAACAGAAGGAAUGGGAUAGAUAGAUAAAGAGAGAGAGAGAGAGAGAGAGAGAGAGAAGGACAGAGACAAAAUUAGAAUCUCCAAUCGUUCCGAAGUGUUUGCAGUGUAGUUAACCGAACUUUGGAUUGUUCUGGUGUUUGACCUUUAUCCCGUUGCGCGUGGCGAAUAUACGCGUACGCUCUGGAGAGAAAUUCCGCUUUUACUUGUUACACAAUUAUUUUUCAAUCACACUACGUGGCAAGAUUUUGUCUCACGCGUGGUGAUAACGUUUCGAUACGCAAAUUGGGAAUUUUUUUAUCUAGAAUGGUUACUAUCGGGAUCACUCCGCGACGAGAGCGAGACGAUAAUAAUCCGCGAAUAUUUUGUCAACUGGCUGAGAAUGUGUUACAAUUGUUCCGCGGUCAUUUAUGUUAACAAAGUCGAAUCGGAAAAGGGCAUGCGCGCGUAUAUUGCGUAUAUUGCGCCUAUCGAAAUUCCGGCUUUAAUUAUAGGGUCUAAUUGUCGCCGGACGUUGCUAGGCUUUUCUCGCGCGAGACCGUUGGAGCACACACGCCCGCACUAAAAACCAAAUGGAAUUUCGCCUCUUAAAUCAAGCGCCAUUGAUCCCGCCGAGCGCGCGCGAGCACGCGCAAAAAUUGAAAUGCGGGAAAUGCGCGCGUGCGUAUUUUCCGGUGUAUUUCCGAAACGCGGUUCAAUUACAUUCGCAUUAACGAGCAACGGGCGCGCCGAUGUUCACAUUGCGCUGUCGCGCAUCGCGACCUGGCGCGAUGUUAAAACUUCCUUUCCGCUUCACCGGCGCUGCUUCUAUGCGCGUAUCCGCCGCUUGAUAGACGUACAUGAAUACCGACGUAAAUAUAAAUAUAAAUACGAAUAUAAAUAUACAUAUACAUACGAUGAUAAACAUGCCAACGAAGGUGCCUACGCGUACAGUAAGCAAUGCGACGCACAAUGGUCUUACGAUUUUUCCACCCACGUGUAUGUUUCUUUUUUUUUCUAACUUUUUUCCUCUCUGCUCCUCUUUUGUGAAAGUUAACAACCACACACACACACACACACACACACACAUAUACACACACACAAACACACACACAAACACACACACAUUGACAAACAGACAGACAGACAUACAAUCCCCAAUUAUGGAUUUACAUAUAAGAAUUUUCGCUAACGCUGCGGUAGUAUAUCCAACCUGCUUGUGGUGAGAGGGUAGAACCAAUUUUAUACAUGUUCGACGAUAUCAGUACGAACGCAUUCAAAUGGUGUUGCGUGCGCGAGCGCGCGUACGGGCGUCGAAAAGCGCGAGCGCGAUGAACGCUCUGCUCCGGGCGCGAAACCGUGCGUACGCGGUCGCUCCGCGCAACGCUUUAGCGACGUAAUUUCCAGCAACGCAUAUGUACGAGCGCGUAUGGAGUGGCGCGAGCAGAAUUUCGCAGUUCUUCGCCUCGCCGCGAGAAGCGGUCUUCGAUGCGAGGAAAGACGAGCGAAAGAAUAAAGAAAGAGCGAGAAAUAGAGCGGCUGAUGGCUUAGCUCUCUCGGGCGCGAGAGAUGAGGAGGUGCACCGGUGCCGAGCAAGGAGGUGCCGGGAACUCGAUGUGGAGCAGACCCGUCACAGUCAUUAUUUUACACGGGAUCGCGCGUGUUGUAUCCACGGGGAAGACGUGUGAAAUUUUCUCGCGCCACCUCGUAGACAACGAGCAUACUCCGAGUUAAUAACGAUAACGAUGCGUGUGCACUUUUCAUCGACUUGGUCGAACCGCGAAAACGCGCGGCAUGCGCCGCCACGUCGUCGCAUGUCCCGUCCGCGACGUUUGACGCAACUCAAUGGAAACUGCCGAGUACGUGAAGUAAUGAUUAUUAUUAUUAUUAUUAUUAUUAUUAUUAUUAUUAUUAUUAUUAUUAUCAUUAAUUAAUUAAUUGCCUUACAUUUAAAGCGUAUACGAUGUGGAAGUGAACGGAAAGCAGCAGAAAGAAAGGAAGGAAGAAAAGUAAAAAAAGAGCAAUCAUGUUUCAUCAAUAUAAUAACGUAAUUAAGAUUAAGUUAACGCGCCCUGCGGUCUCGGCGGCUAUGGGAUCGAGGCCGCGGAAGGCAAUUGCGAAGGAAAGAUAAUAUUGGGCUCGAGGACGAUCGCUCUCGAUGAUAUCAACGCGCCUGUGCCUGCAAUCCCGGACGGCCGACUCCGGUUAGCCGCGAGCAAUUCAACGCGGUCGGCGUCUCGUCGUUCCUGCGUACAAGUACCACUCCGGCUUCUUCUCCGCCCGCUUCCCCCCUUCUCGCCCUCUCCUUCACCCUUCCUCUCUCCCCCUUCCCCUCUCGUCCUGUUCCCUCGCGCUUUCCUCCCUAUCGUCCAUCUUAAUGAGGGUUAUGUUUAUACCCCGUACUUCUUCUUACCGGGAGUAUCCGCGAGUUUGUAGAGAUGUCGGUGCUUGUCCUCGAGCCUGAGGUGCGCGCGCCUGCUCCGUCUCGUAAGCUCGAGAAGCUCGAGUCUGUUCUGUACCAUGACAAGCGUGUAUUUCUGCUUUUCUCUGUCCUGUACAUCUUCUUUUCCGCCCGGCCCCUCGUGUUCGCCCCAUUCUACCUCCUUCUCAUCUUCGCUCCCCUCUCUGUCCCUCUCUCUAUCCAUCUAUCUUUCUCCCCCGCAUAUCUCGCUUCCUGAGGCCCCCCUCUUCUUUUUCUUCUUCUUCUUUUCUCGCCAUGCCGAGCCGAGCGCCACGUCGGCCUCGCCAAAUUAAACCAUUUUCAUCGCGAACAUACAUACGUCACGUACAGAACUUACCCGACGAUCGCGAGCGUUCUUAUGUUAUAACCGCGCACCAAGCAUAAUCGCUUAUUUAUUUUUUACGUUAACGUAUACUGCCCUUCAAGAAUACUCGUACCCUGUCACGCCUAUUUUUUCCCCCCUCCCCCUCCCUGCCCAUCCACGACCGGCGUACCAACUACCGUUUUAAUAAUACACCCGUCAUACCAGCCACGCACUGAAACUGCUAUGUAAUUUAACGAAUCACUCCGCUGACGUUAAACGUAAUGCGUGCGUGUUUCUAAUUAAUUCUCAUAUAUAUAUUUUUUUUCUACAUUAUCGAGACGCAUCUUUCUCGCCGAACGUCGUAUAUGUCAGUACCGUAACACACACGUUGUACAUAGCAUAUAUGGUACAGAGAAAAUAAACUCAUUUUAUAACGAAAAA